Pocillopora damicornis (cauliflower coral) is the source of this 1767-nucleotide messenger RNA. RefSeq lists its product as uncharacterized. NCBI's taxonomy places the organism in Eukaryota, Metazoa, Cnidaria, Anthozoa, Scleractinia, Pocilloporidae. The record is from RefSeq and is a predicted model, not a curated record.
GAGAUUGGAUCUUUGUUUGCAAGAGUUCUCUUCACCUUUUUCUGCAGAAAUCGGCGGCGAGGACGUCCUCAGAUUACCGAAAAGAUGAGCGCUAGCGUCGAAGAAGAAGUUCAGCGUCCUCUUGAGGAGUUAGAAGAGCAAUCCGAGCGAGCAGUUGGAGUUACCUUGGAAGAUACGACCGCGAGCGCAGGUAAAAGUGCUGUCGAUGGUGAAGAUAAAGAGACAGACGAACCACCAAAGAAAAAGUCGAAGAAAAGCCCUGCAAAGAAAGCGUUGAUUGCAGAACCUACGAGUACAAGCAACGAUAAAUAUCCCUUUGCCCGUUCGCGUGGAAUAAGAAUAUUCAGCGAUCGAGAGAUUGAAUCACAGGAUGCAGAGAUGACCAAAGAGUACUGGCGUUUUUGGAAUGACACGGCUGAAGAAUUGUGUAGCGACAGAGCUUACAACGACUGGGGCAAGCGCGAUCUUAAGCUUUAUAUCGAUGCUGCCUGGAUUAUUCAUAAGACAUACUUGCAAGAAUUACGAGAACGAGAGCUGGCGGGAAUGUUGAAAGAGCUGCAGGAGAAACACGGAUAUGUGGAGUUGCCGCCGAAACUGAAAACCCAGGAUCAAGCUGUUACUAGCGCACUCUCAAAGUUGCAAGAUUCCACAGCAAACCUGAAUGAGCUGAACCUGGAAUUGUCACGCACAAGAGGCAAAGCCAUGAAUCUCAAACAACGAGCAGUGGAUGAUUCAUUCCCUGCCAAACAGAAAGAUGAAGAAACAAGAGUGAUGAGUAAACAAAUCAGUGAGCUUGAGAAAAAUCUCUAUGAAGGAAUGUCUGAAGUAAAGAAUGAUCAAGAUUCCAUGAAGAAAGCUCUUAACAGACAGAAAACAUUGCUUUUUAAAGCACGCCAGGAUCAUCCUGUACUUGGAGACAGUUAAAAAAUACAUGAGACCAUUUACAGACAAAGUGAACAAAAAAAUCUAAGUUUUUAUUUGGUAGACAAAAGUAUUGCCAUGUCACUUAUUUGCCAGUAACCAUUUUCCAUAAUCUUGGACCUUAUUUUUAGAGCAAGGAUUUUUGUCUUGUUUUAUGAAGAACCUCUUACAUAAGUUAUUGAUGUACAUGUUCACCUCUUGAGAAAGUAUAACCGAUUGAUGGAUAAGAGUCAUUCCUCAUGAAUUUCAUUUUGCUUUUAUCACUAGCAUUAUGUUUAUAGAAUAUGGACCAAGAAACUGCAGUGAAUGUCAAGAUCAAAUGUUAAUUGUGAAGCUGGUCCUCUUUGUUGAAAAUGUCUAAUUGAUGUUGAAAUGAAUUACAGAGCCAAGAAAUAUGUAUAGUGAGAAACUAAUUUUUGAUCUGACUGUGAUCAAUUCUAGUGGGUCCCACUUCCAUGUUUACUGUUUUUCUCUAUCUUUUGAUUCUUAGAAAUUAUGCUGGAUCAUUGCAAGCCAACCAAUUGAACCAUUUACAAUUAAACACCCUCAUGCUUAUUCUCCAUAAUGUUCUCUGGGCAUUUCCUGAGGUGCUGACAAUGAGAAUUUGAUUAACAAUCAAGAGCUUCUUUAUCAGUGAUCAUUUCCUCUCUUCUCAUGAGCUUAAUGUUUGAAUCAGGGGUGAUAUUGUAAGGAGAAACUAGAUGCUGGUCACUUGAAGAAGACAAAGGAUUGAGGCCCAGAUAUUAAUAUACAUACAUACUUUAGGAGGGUAGUAUGCAUGAAAAUGAAAUUUGUAUAACUCUUAUCCUUUGCAAGGAACUUAAAACAAACAAUGUAACAAUCAUA